Molecule: messenger RNA, 1663 nt
Organism: Nasonia vitripennis (jewel wasp)
Lineage: Eukaryota; Metazoa; Arthropoda; Insecta; Hymenoptera; Pteromalidae
Gene: Or163
Product: odorant receptor 163
Exons: 9
Coding region: 293-1522 (409 amino acids)
Biological process (GO): sensory perception of smell; detection of chemical stimulus involved in sensory perception of smell
Cellular component (GO): plasma membrane
Molecular function (GO): olfactory receptor activity; odorant binding
Source: RefSeq, marked reviewed
ACUUGUACGUAAAGAAAAUAUGGCAUUUGUAAAAACACUAUAAGUAAGCUAGAUUUUCUAGCGUUUCUAUUAGAAAAUAAAUGGAUAGUGUCAUUUUAACAUUCAGUACUAAACUAAUGUUUUAGCUUUUGCUUUUAUAUUGUGGUGAUACGAAAAUAUUUUUUCAUUAUUUGAUAACUGUUCUUGAAAGUUUUAAAACAAUAAAUAGACACACUUAAUUUCUUAUUUUAACACGUUAUAGCGUUUAAUACUAUUAUUUGAAAAUCAUAAAAAAUAAUUUUAUACACAAAAAAUGUUCGACUCUAAAAUAAAUACUCAAGAUGAUUUUAACUUAGACAUAUUUGAAACUACGGAUUACAAAUUAUACAAAGAUGGUAUGAAGUUAAUCGGUUUGUGGCCUUUCGAAAGUUCGACGAAAAAAAACAUAAAAAGAGCUUUUGUAUUAAUCAGCAUGAUUUCAGUAUUAAUAUUCAUACAAAUCCGAUUUGUAGAAGAGCUUAAUCAAAAUAUCGACAUAGCCUUACAAAGUGCUGGAACCGAAAUUUUGAGUAUAGGUUGCAUAGCUAAAUUUGUUACUACCUUAAGAGCGGAAGACAGCUUCCGAGUAUUAUUUAUUCAAAUAGCGAAACAGUGGGCUAGUAUUACUGAUGAAACAGAGUGUAAAAUACUCGCUGAUAAUGUCAAACUCUGCCAUCCAUUAUGUACUUUUUAUCGAGUUAUGGCUGCUUUUGUUCUUUCAUCUUAUGCUUGUUUGCCAAGCUUUGGGCCAGUUAUUAUGAACAUCUUAUUACCACUGAACGAGACUCGUCAAAAGCGUAUACCUGCUCCUGCUGAAUACUUCGUAGACGAGGAAAAAUAUUUUUAUAUAUUAUUCUCACAUGGCAUGAUACUGUACAUGUUAGUUUCUCUGCUUUACGUAACUAUUGAUAGUAUGUAUUCAUGUAUUGUGCAUCACACCGUGGGACUUGUCGGAAUUGUAACAUACCGCCUGCAAAAUAUAAUUGAUCUUAACAUUACAUCAUCUCCAAAAAAUCAUACAAACAACUUAGAAAUUAGAAGACGAUUAAGAAGAGCCAUUACUUUACAUAAAGAAUCCAUAGAGUUCGCUGAAAAUAUAGAAGCCACGUACAGUUUAUGUUUUAUAAUUGUCAUUUUCGUGAACUUAUUUUCUAUGGUUUUUACUGCAGCCUGUGGUAUCAGAACUCUGCAUUACAAUAAGGUCGAGUCAUUUCGGUGGUUAAUGUUAUACGGAAGUAUAAUCUUUCAUCUAUUUUUCAAUAGUAAUCCAGGGCAAAACUUAUUCGAUAAAACUAGUGAAAUUAUAAAUACUUUGUACUUUACUGCGUGGUAUGAUUCAGGCAUAUCGACAAGCAAUAAAAGGAUUAUUCAAAUUACGAUGAUAAGAUGCUUACGGCCUUGUCAACUGACUGCCGGCGGUUUACUGGUAUUAAAUAUGUUUAAUUUCGGAGUGAUUGUAAAAACUUCAUUUUCCUACAUAACAAUGCUGCUUUCUGUAGGCUAAUAUAAAAGGUAGAAAAGCUAAGAUAAGGACAGUCUUACUUUAAUGUUAGCAGUAUUUUGAGUUAGAAGGUACUCCGAAACUGAUUGCUAAAUUUGUUAAAUGUAUAUAUUUUCAUAAAAAUAAAAAAUAACUUGAAAAGUA